AUGCACGUGAACAACGAGGACUUUCUGACUACACCCAAGCCGGAGCUCUACGUGGCAUAUGACCGGAAGCAAUGGAGUGCAAAUGUCGUGACGCUUGAAAGCUUUCAGAAGUCGUUCGGUCGGAACGAAGGAGGAGAACAGCGAUACCUCGAUCUGGGCUGUGGCGCGGGAGACUUUACACGCGAGGGCCUACUUCCCCGCUGUCUUCCGUGCCGAAGGAUUGUCGCCGUCGACGUCUCCAGGGACAUGGUGGAGUACGCGAGGAGCCACUUCGCCCAUCCCAAGAUUACAUACGACGUCCUCGACGUUGUUGCAGAUGACGUGUCCGAUUUUGUGAAGCGGCAUGGUCAGUUUGACAGUGUCUUCUCUUUCUUCUGUCUAAACUGGGUGAGGAAUCAAGAGAAGGCGCUCAAGAACAUCGCGCUGCUGAUGAAACCUGGCGGCAGCUGCCUGCUCCUCUUCUGCGCCUCUACGCCACUGAUGCAAUGCCACCAGGAGCUGGCUCGGAUGAAGCGUUGGGAGAAAUACGCGCACAUUUGCCACAACCUCAUUCCCCCGAGCCAUGACUUGGAAGGCAGUGGCGCCCUGGAAUCGUAUAUGAAGGACCUGCUGAAGAUGGCUAACCUCACGCCGUCGACUUGCAGAGUGCUUCACGAAACGUUCGACUACUCGAAUCUCGAAAGCCUCGUUCGGGCACACGUGGCCAUGAGCCCACUGACGACGCUGGUGACUGACAGAGAAAUGCCCCUGUUUCUUGAAGACGUGAAGGAGCAGGCAAGGAACCUCUGGGCAAUCAAGGAAGCCGGGGGUUCCCCGUUCCAACUCGAUGUUUUUGUGGUUUUCGCUUCGUCUAAGACUAUGUAAAACAUGAACAGCCCGAUUCGGGGUCUGCCCAAAAUAAAGUACCCUGGUUUUGUUGCUGUUACAAUUUACGAUUCAGAAAAAGUGUAAGAAAGCUCACAGGAUCUGAGGUGCUUACUUGCAAUAAAAUCGAAAUUGGUGCUGUC
Molecule: messenger RNA, 1007 nt
Organism: Ixodes scapularis (black-legged tick)
Lineage: Eukaryota; Metazoa; Arthropoda; Arachnida; Ixodida; Ixodidae
Product: juvenile hormone acid O-methyltransferase-like
Exons: 3
Coding region: 1-864 (287 amino acids)
Molecular function (GO): S-adenosylmethionine-dependent methyltransferase activity
Source: RefSeq, a predicted model, not a curated record